AUGAAGCAAAGAAUUACUGGUCUAGAUCUUCAGAUCAUUACCCCUGAACUUGUGAAUAGUCUUCUAAAUUAUCGCUUGCAAAAUAUUUACAACUUGAGUAAUUCAAAUCGUCAAUAUUUAUUAAAGUUUUCAAUUCCAGACUCCAAGAAGCAAUUGGUUGUUGACUGUGGUAACAAGCUUUAUUUGACUGAUUUUGAAAGACCUGUGACGCAAGCUCCUUCAACCUUUGUUACGAAACUAAGAAAGCAUUUGAAGUCUAGACGACUUUCUGCCAUUAAGCAGGUCACAAAUGAUAGAAUUAUAGUUUUCCAAUUUAGCGAUGGAUUGUACUACUUGGUUUUUGAAUUUUUUAGUGCUGGGAAUAUCCUUCUUUUAGACCAGGAGAGAAAGAUUCUUUCAUUGCAGCGGACUGUAAGAGAGAAAGGUGACGUCAGUAGAUACGCUGUUAACGAAACUUAUGCCUUGUUCAAUGAAUCCUUUUUUGCAGAUACUCAAGUAUAUCAAAAAAAGGCUUAUAGUCAAACUGAAAUCGAAAAGUGGGUGAAGGAUCAAGAACAGAAACUCAAAUUGAAUGACCUGGAGAAGAAGGCCAAGAUUCUUUCUAUACACAAGCUUCUAUUUGUUAAUGCGAGCCACUUGUCUAGCGAACUAAUACUUAAGCAUGUUGUUGCAUUAGGACUAGAUCCCAAAGCUAGCUGUUUUGAUCUUCGAGAAGGUGAGGCAAAAAUCCAAUCUGCUGUAAAGGUAUUGAAUGACUCAGAAGCCGAAUUUUUGACCCUUACAUCUCCGAAUCACGAAAGUAAAGGUGUCAUUGUGUCUAAAAUUAAUCCAAAUUAUAAUCCGGAAGAGAAAAAGCCUGAGCUUGAAUACAUCUUAGAGGAGUUUCAUCCUUUCAAGCCAUAUAAAGAUCAUGAGGAUCGUUAUAAGUUCACAGAAAUUGAAGGCUAUAACAAGACUCUUGACUCAUUCUUUUCUACAAUUGAAUCUACAAAGUAUGCUUUAAAAAUAGAGCAGCAGAAGCUUCAAGCUGCCAAUAGAUUAGACCAUGCUCGAUCAGAAAGGGAUAAACAAAUCCAGUCCUUAGUGAAUCAACAAGAGCUAAGUGUAACCAAGGCUGAUGCCAUCAUUCACUCCAUGGAUCUCGUGGAAUCCUGCCGCGAGUUCAUUAUAAGUUUAGUCAAUUUACAGAUGGAUUGGACUAAUAUGGAGAGUUUGAUUAAGUUGGAAAAGUCCAGAGGACACCAUGUUGCUAAAACGAUCAAAUUGCCUUUAAAUCUAAAGGAGAACAAGAUUAAUCUAUUGCUUCCAAACCCAAAUGUGCUUUAUGAAGAUGAAGAUAAGGAAUCUGCUUCCUCGUCAAACUCUUCAACUAGCUCAAGUUCAGAUUCUGACUCGGAUUACGAUUCGGAUGAUAGCUACAUAAGAUCAAAGCGCGCAAAUAAGAGCAAGAAGGUAAAAUCCAAUGACCAAGAGAAUGCUCAGGGUGACGGUGGAAAACUUAUCCAAGUGUGGGUUGACUUGACUCUUUCUGCGUUUUCAAAUGCGAGCUUAUACUUCGAUUCCAAAAAAAAUGCUGAAACAAAGAUGCAUAAGGUAGAGGAAAAGUCACACAUGGCUUUGAAAAAUGCCGAAAGAAAAAUCAAUCAAGAUUUGAGUAAAAAUUUGAAAAAUGAAAAUGAUACGUUGAAGCAAAUUAGACUCAAAUAUUGGUUUGAGAAAUUUUUUUGGUUCGUUUCCAGUGAAGGCUAUUUAUGUCUAGCAGGACGUGAUCCAUCACAGACAGAUAUGAUUUACUAUAGAUACUUUAAUGAUAAUGAUUGUUUUGUUUCGUCUGACAUUGAUGACUCAUUAAAGGUAUUUGUCAAAAAUCCCUUCCUUGGAGAGAAAGUGCCUCCUAGUACUUUAUCUCAAGCGGGAAUUUUUGCUUUGUCCGCUUCUAACGCUUGGAAUGCUAAAAUCACUACAUCAGCUUGGGUUUUAGAUGGGUCUGAAAUAUCAAAGAAAGACUACGAUAACUCUUUGCUUCCCGCUGGUACGUUUACCUACAAGGCUGACAAAAGCUAUUUGCCUCCCUCACAACUUGUAAUGGGCCUUGGCUUCUAUUGGAUUGGUGAUGAUGAUACCACUUCACGGUAUAGACAACAAAGACUUCAAAGAGAAGAACUUCAUGGUUUCAAAAUUGUGAUGGAUAAUAGAAAAAAGGAUAUUGAUAGUGAAAGAGGUAGGAAGACUACUGCUGAUAAAGGGAAUGUUGAAGAAACUAAGGCUGAAUCCGAAUCAGGAUUAGUUCCUAGUGUGCUGGAUGGAACUCACGACGAGAAGGAAGGAAGUGAUGAAUCAAACGAUAAAAUUGGGAAGUCACCCCAACAAGAAUCAUUUAAUUCAGAUAAUGGCACAGUAGAGCAAUCGAAUCCUCAAGAAAACAAGCUGGCGAAAAAAACCAGCUUUAAUGUUGACGAUGAUAUAAUAGAUCCCAUUAAACAACAGCUCAAUGAAUUGAAAAUUAAUAAGCGUGAGAGCUCAUCACACAAACCUCCCAAUGUUAGAGGUAAAAAGGCGAAAAUGAAAAAGAUAGCAAAGAAGUAUGCGGAUCAAGAUGAAGAAGAAAAGAAAUUGCGAAUGGCAGCCCUAGGUACUUUGAAGCAAAAAGAAGAAGCAGAGAUUCAGAAGCUUAAAGAAAAGGAUAGCAAUGCAGCUAAAAAGUAUCUGAAUGAGAACGCGCUGAGAAGAAAGAAAAAUGACGAGCGAGAAUAUCGUAAGUACAUAAUGGAAGAAUCAAAUAGCGAUGAGAAUAGUGCUACUAACUACCUUGAAAUUUUGGAUUCUUUCAUUUCGAGACCAGAGCCUCGUGAUAUCAUAGCCGAUGUUAUACCUGUAUUUGCGCCUUGGCCUGCUUUUAAUAAGUUCAAGUAUAAAAUCAAAGUGCAGCCAGGUGCGGGUAAAAAAGGUAAGUCUAUUAAUGAUGCUUUGAACUACUUCACUACCCGUAAACUCGACAAAUCUCGUUCCGUCACGGACGUUGAUUGGGAAGUUGAGAGAGAAAUGUUAAAAACAUUAAAGGCAAAUGAUCUUAUAGCUAAUUUUACAGUGAGUAAGGUUAAGCUAGCCCUUCCUGAUUCCAAAUCAUCUAAAGAUACCAAAGCUAAAAAGAAAAAGUAA
Priceomyces carsonii is the source of this 3159-nucleotide messenger RNA. RefSeq lists its product as uncharacterized. Gene Ontology annotation, molecular function: tRNA binding; ribosomal large subunit binding. Gene Ontology annotation, biological process: rescue of stalled cytosolic ribosome; ribosome-associated ubiquitin-dependent protein catabolic process. Gene Ontology annotation, cellular component: RQC complex. Lineage: Eukaryota; Fungi; Ascomycota; Pichiomycetes; Serinales; Debaryomycetaceae. Bases 1 to 3159 code for a protein of 1052 amino acids. The transcript is spliced from 2 exons. The record is from RefSeq and is a predicted model, not a curated record.